Molecule: messenger RNA, 1188 nt
Organism: Aspergillus chevalieri
Lineage: Eukaryota; Fungi; Ascomycota; Eurotiomycetes; Eurotiales; Aspergillaceae
Product: fungal specific transcription factor domain-containing protein
Exons: 1
Coding region: 1-1188 (395 amino acids)
Cellular component (GO): nucleus
Source: RefSeq, a predicted model, not a curated record
AUGCUGGGUGGCGGGAAGUAUAGUCCCUUGAGCAUCCAAUUAGGUCGCUACGACAUCCCUCUUCCUUCGUCCGAUGACAGCUUUGCGUUCGGCAUUUUCGAACAGCACGAUUCGAUUUCGCUAGAAUUGCUUGACUUCGAUAAAAGCAACCCACUUCCGAUUCAAAUGCCAACGAAGCAUGGCGAGCCGUCAUUUUCCCUGAUCAUCCAGGGAUUCAAUAUCUGGUCGGUCGUUUCGAACCGGGUCUCCUCGAGAGGACAGAAGGACAUUCCAGCAUGGGAAACUGACCCCUUCUGGGGCCGCGGCUUGGAGGCUCUCGAACACUGGCGCGCAGCGCAAGGGUCUCGAAUGGUGUAUUCGCCGGGAAACAAUAACCUGCAAGCAUAUAUAACGCGUAAUCAAGCGGAGCGGUUCGCAUUUCUCAAUCUCAUAUACUAUAUCACAGCAUUAUUUAUCCACCGCCAACUCACCCGCCUUCUCCCCCAUCAGAAUGGGCCAUCAGAGACUACACAUCCGGGAUGGCUGCACUCCAAUUCCAGUAGUCGAAAGCUUUUGGAGAAUGCUAACAAUAUCAUACAUCUGAUGAAACAUCUUCAUUACGGAAUCGACUUGCGAGCACCUUUUACGUGUUUUUGUGUCUUCAAUGCUAUGGCAACAGUUGCACACGCGCAUAAAUGGUUUCACACGACUCCUGGGACCCAAGAUGCUUCCGAGCUCCUCGAAUGGGGUGUUGAAUGGCUACGAGAGGCAGGCAAUCAUUGGGAAAUAGCACAAGGAUGGUAUAAUACCCUUACGGAGAUCAUUGCAACUUACGAUUGUCUGGACAUGGGCAGCCCCCAUCUAUCAGACACUCAGCGUCACAAGCUAUCACAUAUCCAUGACAGGUUGGCGCGUCUUGAUGAAUCAAGUGCCCCGAUAGCCCAAAUUCUUUCGCCUCAAGACAGUCAGCCUGAGCAGUUGGAUAUCGGGACUCGAGAUCCGCAGCAGGAGGAUUGCGGCCAAUAUCCUGCGGUGUGGAAUUUAGAGACUGGUCAAGAGAGCCAACUGCUAGACCUUGACCCGCAUAAUCCUUCUCUCACCGCACUUCAAAAUGGCCCAUUCCAGCCGCCUGAGGGGCUCGCAUUCGACCAUGAUUUUCUAACGGCUGUUUUGUCUGAUCCAUCAGGCAAUUUGAUCCCAAUGCAUUAG